AUGUGGUGCCUCGCUCUUGAUGCGGUAGCACUGGGUGUGGACAGCGGAUGGGUGAUGGUGAGUGUGGGCGGGGAGGUGGUGGCACGAGUGGGCGGGGACUCCAGUGGUCGAGUAAGGCCAUGUCAUGAGGGCCCUCUUACUGACCUCUAUCUCCAUGACUCUCAUCUCCUCACCCUAGGUGGUGAUGGUUGGCUACGAAUCUGGGAAGCAGAGACGUUAGACGAAGCUGUACUCAGAGUGACAGGUGGUAUGGAGGAAACACUGGGUUGGUGUGAGCCAGGGAUCAAGACCAUCUGCCUACAGCUGGUGCGGAAGCUACCUGUACACAGUGGCCCUGGCUAUCCUGUUACUAUUACUCCCACAACCACGCCCAUCACCACCACCAUGUCCACUAGUACGACCACUACUACCCCGAACACUCCGCCUACAACCACGCCAUCGCUGGUGUGGGUGAUUCAGACCAACACGGGCGUGGUGUACGGCGUGUGGGCGGGACAGUGGACAGUUCGUACACUACACCAAGGGCCGAGUGGGCGUGUGACGGGCGUAGCCAUGGCGUCCACGCGCGGUUACUUGGCAACCACCACCCACCACCGUUACCUGCAGGUCACAGCGCUUCUUCAGCCAGACGCAGAAGAAGGUACGGAGGAGGAGAAAGAGGAUGUAGGAACAAGGCAUGUCAGAAGUGUGAGGGUGCCAACAUGUCUGGCCAAGGCGAAGGUGGAAGGGUUACCACGUUGUGUCUUGUGGGCCACUUGUCAGGUAACAGGUGAAGAGGACAUAGUGGUAGUUGGGCAAGAAGAUGGUUCAUUAAACAUGUUCGUGCUCCAUGUGGUACCCAAGACCGGGAAGGAACAACUCACUCUCGUCCAAGUUGAGCGCCCACACGAGACACCCAUCUUACAUAUCAAUACGUCGAAGAAAACCAAGCCAAAUGGAGGAGCAACUUCAUUCCUCGUGACUGUCGGCGAAGACCGUCGAAUCUUCAUUUUUCGGUUGAUAAGAGUUGCAAAACUGACAAAACUAGAUCCUGUUGGAUACUACCAAUUAGAAUCUGUGCCAACAAGGAUUGAAGUCCAAGGGGAAAUUAUCCUUGUCGAAAUGUCUGGAGGUCUGGUCCUGGAGAUCCCGGCAAUCACGACUGCCAGCACGGCCACAACAACGCCAACAAUCACGCCCACAUCCAUCACCUCGGCCAGGGCGGCGCCGGACUCAUGGCUUCUACAGCGAUAUUCAGGACCCAAGGAGUCGUGGGAUGGGGUGAAGGUAGUUCAUCAGCAGCUUCUGGAGGAGGUGGCCAAUGCUUGCUGUUACGAUAAUGACCACAGUACUCUCGUUCUUGCCGUUCCCACCCCAGAUGGAGAGACAAUGGUUGGAGUAACAUCAGUUGGCUGUGUGGUGCACAUUCACCAGUCACAAGAAGCUUACAGUGUGAGGGUCUGCAGCAAAAGACUAGGGGGUAGUCGUACUUCAGAGCAGACUAUGCAUGGCACUACUAAAGUACAGGACAUUACUAAAUGCAGCGGACUGGAUGCAAGGCCAGAGAGUAGUGUAGUUGGACCGGAUGCAGAGGCGUGUGUGAGUGAGGAUGGGGCUUGGGCAGCAGUUUGGGUAGCUGGUGGUGAUCUUUUUCUCUAUCGGGCAAGAGGAGACUCCUUUCCUUUGCCUCAGAAGACGCAAAUGCAUCUCCGUCAUCUGGGUGUGCGAGGCAUGGGCGGAAGCAGUAUGGCUCCCAGCUUAGAGCAACGAGCGCAGAAGGAGGCAGCAGAGCGUCGAAGGACAGCCAUGGAGAAUCGGGCAACCCUUCUACAGCAAAAACUAUCAAAGCUCAAGUGGGACUUAAAAAAAUUGGCUUUGAGAGCUGACGAAAUUGAGGGAGGUCGAGCCUUAUUGGAGGAGCUGCCACUGCAUCCCACCAUCACUUCUGCUCUCCACCAACACACCACCAACAAUAUGAACCAGGUUGUCGUUGGCAGCAGUAGAGAGCUGGAACGUCUGGAGGUGCUACUGGGCAAACUUCGGACCCUCUACUCCUGGAACCCUCUGGUGUCUGUCCCCUCCAUCCAGUUUUUAAGCUCGGGAGAGGUGCUGACUGCCGUGGAUACAUCUGAGGAGGUGUUCACCCUCCUGAGUCGCUUAGCGCAGAUCCGACAGGGGCGGGAGACUGGUGAUGGCGUGGCAGAUGAAGGUGACACCCUUCAGUCCUACGCUGUACUUCAGGUACGGGACCUGUUGAACGACUGGCUGAAUUCUAUUCGUGCUGGUCGAGGUCCUCCUGCAGCACGUGAGGAGCCCUCUGUUAGGUCAGGGUCAGUGAAGGGGGAUUUGGUGAAGAGGGAGGGACCCACUGAGGAUUACAAGAACCAGGUGGGCAGUGGCCUUACCCCACGACCUACCAACACCACCCAUAGGUCCACCAGCAGUUGUGAGGGUCCUGAGGGGGACACCAGUGAGGAAGGUGAAGAGAGAGACAGUGUAGCUGCACUACAAGCACAUGUACGGGAAGUGGUAACUCGUGUGGGGUCAGCAGGACGAGGUGGGGGUGCUGACCUCACCCCUGAGGCAGACUUGGACAUGGGACGUAACCUUAAAUGGAGGCGCAUGGCCCUAACCCGCCUAAAGGAGUACCGUGCCAGGGAGCUUGCUAGAUCAGCCCAGCUGGCAGCAUAUAAGACAGAACAUUCCAUUCCCCUGCAAGAAGAGGGCGAGGAAGGUGAGGGAGGACAAGGGGAAGAUGAACGAGACCAAGACAUUAACGAUGAGAUCACUGUACCCCCAACCAGUGUCACUGUGGCGCAAGUUGAGGCUCAGCUGUGGCACCUCCUCGGCAAGGUGGAGCUAGAGGGAAGUCAGGUGAAGGUGCGUGUGGAGGAAGCUGCUGCUGCCCAGGAGAAUAUUCUACAACAGGUGAACCAGCACCGGGCUGAGUGGGGUCACUCACCCCUCACCCUUACUCACCUGCCUCACCAUUUAAAUGUCCAGGUCUCGGACGAAUUAGUGAACGAGUUCUACUGCGAUUCACUGGACCUGGAGGACAAUGAGGAUGUCCUUAGUCCUGGUGAUGGGUUGAGGCGUGGUCCUGGAGGCAGCACCAGCAGGAGGGCUAAGACUUCUCCAGGGACUGUCACCCCUGGCAGAAGAGCUAAAGCAUCCCCAGGAGCUGCCACUCCAGGCAGGAGGAGACCGGACACUAAAAAGGACAGUGAAGGAACAGAUGUGCCUCCCCUGAGUCUCUCUGGAUCACCCCGGACAGCUAAGAUUUCCAGGACUCCACGCACCACCAGGGACAUCCGCACAGCCCGCACUACAACUACUACUACUACUCGCACCUACACCACCCCUCGCACCACCAAGACCCAUCGAAGUGGGCGUGGGCGGCGCAGUGUGCGAGAAACACCCAAGCCACCCCCUGCACCCCGCCCACCCCUCUCCCUGGAACAGGUGCAGCACAUUCAAUGUGCCCGCACUACCUACCUCACCUCUCUCACUCAGGUUAUUGAGCCACUGCAGCCAUUGGCAUUGGAGGUAGAGGAGGCCCUUAGCAAAUGUGAGCAAUAUGUGGUGGGUGAGCGUGGGAGGCUGGCAUGGGCAAUAUUGAGAGCCGGCCAGCUAGUGCGGGCAGUGGGUGUAAGGGUGAGGUACAAGGACUCUGAGAAGAAUUUGAGGGCAGCGCUAAAAGAGAGAAUUCGUGAGCAGCAACUCGUCAAGGAGAAGGUGUUGGGGCUCCGUCAGAGGAUUGAGGAAUAUGAACGUGAACAGGAGUGUCUGGCUCACCUGGAGGAGGAGGUUGACCACGCCUUCGCCCAUCUCGUCACUGAUAAUGCGCAAUUUGAAGUCCAGCUCACCCGCUACUUCGAAUCCAGUACCACUUCUGGCGUGUCACGUCCUGAGUCAGUAUCCGGCAGUGGGGAAAGUGAAGGUGAUGUGGGAGACAGUGGUGAUGACGAUGACUCUGGACUGGGUACAGAUGAAGCCAGAACAGAAGGGGCAGGGCCACGACCAGCAGGUUGUGACCCAGCUGUAUUCUCCCUUGUUACUGUCUUACGGGAACUGAGGUGGAGGGUGGCGGGGGCAGUAGAACGGAGUCGUCGAGAGCGUGCACUCGAGGAACGCCGCCAUGCUGCUGUACUUAGACGUCUUCUCCGAGCCAACAACAUUGCUCACGCUGCCCUGACUUCUCUCACCUCCCUUCAGGAGGAGCGAGAAGCAGAGCUGGGAGUUAUACCUUCAGUGGUGUGGCUGCGACGGAGCCAGACUUCUGGAGACCUCACUUCUGGGACCCACCUCCCUAUCCCUAACACAGAGGUUGAUAGCAUGGCAGCAGUGAAGUGGCCAAGUGAGAGGUCUAGUUCGGCAGCCACUCUGUUGUCACGGGACCACCUACAGCUACUGGAGCAACGAGUAGCACAGGCUAAGGUAGCACAGGAGCUGGCAGCCCGCAGGCGCCGGGAAGGACGAGCAGAGCGACGCGCCCUUACACAGCAGGUGGAGCAACUGAAAGAGGAGCUGCACAAUUUGCGACAGACUUACCAGGUGACCAAGGCAUGCAAAUUGGGAAUGGGAGCCGAAGUAGACAUGGGCAUUGUGCAGGAUAAAUUAGGCACAAGCCUUGACCUGCGCUGGCCAGGCAAAGUCGCCAGCCAGAUGACUCGCCAUGACACAACCAUGAACCAGCUCCAGGCAGACAUUAAUGGACGAACAAGAGAAUUGCGAGCACUACAGAAAGAGGAAGCAGCCUUAGCAGCCCACAUCUUGGCACUUCGUCAAGAGAAGGAUCACCUGUUGUAUCAUCUAGCACAGACCUCUUCUCGGUCCACACCUCUGAGGCAACAAAAGAAAGGUGAACACACAUCCUUGGGUAAGACGAGGCAAGUAGGAGGGUCGGAAGAACUCCAGCUUUUAAAAGCCACUGUAAUGCGCCAAGACGACACCAUUGCAGCCCUCAGGCAUGAAAUUAGCACACUGCGCAGUAAGACAGCAUCCGUGGUUCUUCCUGGUCAGUCGUCUCUGCCAUCAGCCAAGCUUCAUCAUACUGGAUCUCCAUUCACACCACCAAGUAACCGAGCAGAGGCACCUCACUCACAGAGACAGCUAACAUAUUCUGAAACAACAUUGUUUGAAAAGAAUCAUCAUCCUUUACCAGAUAAGAACCUCAGUGAAACUACUGCAGAUAAGAAUGUGCUCAAUCCAGGUGUUCAUGAUUAUGAUGAGGCUAUUACAGAGUCUAGGGAUGAUGAUUGCAGUGGGAGUAGCACAUCUUCAGAUGUAUCUGACUCUUAGACCAAUUGAAAUUUGUACAAAAACUUGUGUAACAGUCCGUAAAAUAAUUUUAUGUGUAUACAGUGCCAUGGUCACGUUGACUGCUGAUCUAUUUAACUAAUGAUUCUUAUUAAACUCCACGCCCGCAAAACAUGAGUGAGUUAGCGACCCCUGAGAAGACGUGU
Molecule: messenger RNA, 5444 nt
Organism: Homarus americanus (American lobster)
Lineage: Eukaryota; Metazoa; Arthropoda; Malacostraca; Decapoda; Nephropidae
Exons: 34
Coding region: 1-5280 (1759 amino acids)
Molecular function (GO): protein binding
Source: RefSeq, a predicted model, not a curated record